UGGUGAUUUCAAGUCAAUUACUACCUAACACAAACUACUUUUCAAAUUAAAAAAAAAUCUUUUUUAUACAGUUGGGCUUCAGCUUCAGCUUGCUUUCUUUCUGAUAUCACCAAAAAAUCCCAAUAUCCCAUAACCUAAAAAAAUGGCAAUGAACCCAGCAGAAGAAGAGGUUGUUCUUACUGAAGACAAAGGUCAUGUUAGAUUGAUCACUUUGAAUCAGCCAAGAAAACUAAAUGUCAUUUCUGCCAAAGUGGUUUAUCUGUUGGCACAAAAUCUUGAAAAAUGGGAAAAAGAUGAAGAUGUAAAGCUAGUGAUUAUUAAGGGCGCUGGUCGUGCAUUUUCUGCUGGUGGGGAUCUGAAAAUGUUCUAUGACGGCAGGACGUCAAAGGAUUCAUGUCUUGAAGUGGUAUAUAGGUUUUAUUGGCUCUGCUAUCACAAUUUUACCUACAAGAAACCGCAGGUUGCACUUGUUCAUGGAAUUUCAAUGGGUGGAGGUGCAUCACUUAUGGUUCCAAUGAAGUUUUCAGUUGUCACUGAAAAAACUAUAUUCGCUAUGCCUGAAGCAAGUAUUGGGUAUCACACUGAUUGUGGUUUCUCGUACAUCCUUUCUCAUCUUCCAGGCCGUUUGGGUGAAUACUUUGCCUUGACCGGGGCACGGUUGAGUGGUGAGGAACUGGUUGCUGCUGGGUUAGCCACACAUUUGGUUCCUUUGGAUAAAUUGUCGGCACUAGAGAACCAUUUGGUAAGUUUGGACUCAGGUGACGAGAACAUAGUGAAAGCUGCUAUUGAAGAAUUCUCUUUAGAUAUCCAGAUUAGUGAAGAAAGCAUCUUAAACAAGCGUGCGGUAAUUGAUGAGUGUUUUUCAAAGGAAUCUGUGGAGCAGAUCCUGGAAUCAUUUGAAGCCGAGUCAAGAAAGGAAGGAAAUGCAUGGAUUGCACCAGUUCUUAAGGGCUUAAAAAGAUCAUCUCCUACUGGUUUAAAGAUUAAUCUGAAAUCGGUUCGUGACGGGAGGAAGCAAACACUAUCAGAGUGCCUAAAGAAAGAAUUUAGACUCACAAUAAAUAUACUCAGAAGGGUGAUAUCUGGUGAUGUUUAUGAGGGUAUUCGAGCUCUUACCAUAGAUAAAGAUAACUCUCCAAAGUGGGAUCCUUUAACUCUUGGUGAAGUCGAUAGCCAAAGAUUGGAUCUUAUCUUUCAGCCAUUUGAAGAGGCUUUAGAGCUCAACAUUCCUGAAAACGAUGAAUAUAGGUGGAGCGGCAAGUAUGAGGAUUCGGUUUAUGCUUGAUGGGAAGAUCGGCUCCUCUUUUCAGGCCAGCCCCCGGCUAUCUUUGUGUGUUUUAUCUAGUUAUUUUUGAACGGCAAAACUAUCUUUGUGUAUUUACUAGAAAAAAUAUGAAUAUAAGAUUAUUAGAAGGGAACUUCAGGUGGCAUGUGAGUGAUGGAAAGUUAAUGUUGUCAUUGGACAAUGGAGACUAUUUUUGUUCUUAUGAAUCAACUACAACUAUGAAUUGGUUUAUGAUUUAAUAAUAUCAAUAAGUUAUUUCA
Molecule: messenger RNA, 1545 nt
Organism: Erigeron canadensis
Lineage: Eukaryota; Viridiplantae; Streptophyta; Magnoliopsida; Asterales; Asteraceae
Product: 3-hydroxyisobutyryl-CoA hydrolase-like protein 5
Exons: 16
Coding region: 143-1285 (380 amino acids)
Biological process (GO): L-valine catabolic process
Molecular function (GO): 3-hydroxyisobutyryl-CoA hydrolase activity
Source: RefSeq, a predicted model, not a curated record